CCAUUAUAAGCAUCGAACGGUGCACUUUGCAUCUCCACCAUACAAAGCCCUCGCCAACAGUUUGUUUGCUCGUUCUUGGUUGCCGUACGUGUCGCCAAUUCGCCAUGAACGUCCGUGUGCGAGUUCUGGAUGUUACCCAUGUCAGCCCGGAGGAAACCGCCAAUCGACCACGAGAUCACGCCGCGAUCAAGCUCUCCCCAUUCGACACCUUCAUUCUCGCACUCCCGCCGGUCCAGUUUAUCUUCUUCUACGACGACGAGAGCCUCCCACCAUUCCCGUCCCUCGUCAGCUCUUUGCGGACCUCCCUCGCCGCCACGCUCGCCUUGUUCGCCCCCCUUGCCGGCAAGCUCACUGCCUGCCCCAAUGACGAUGUCGUCGUCGACUGCUCCCCCGACGCCAUCCGACCCGGUGUCAAGUUCGUCGAGGCAGAGUACUCCGGCGACUCCGCUGACAUGCGCCGCCUCGCCCGGGACGCCGAGCACGAAACCGAAGCGUUCUUGCAGCUCGUGCCAGAGCUCGAGUUGGGCAGGCUGCCUGCCCCCGUGCUCGCUGUCCAGGUCACACGGUAGAUAGACGAAGGGGGAGGCACCGUGGUGGUUGGGGUGUCCAUGCACCACGCGGUGGCCGACGGGCUGUCAGUGUUGCAUUUUCUACGGGCAUGGUCUGCCGCGUCGCGGGAGGGAUCGACCACAGCGGCGGGGAUCGUGCCACCGACGUUUGACAAGACAAGGAUCCUGCAGCACCCCAAAGCAGAGACGUCGGCGCGGAUGUUCACCCGCCUCUCCGCGCCGGAUCUGCCCACGGUGAACAUGCUCCCGGAUCCGGACUGGACGCGGCAGAGCAGGAGGACCUACCUGCUCUCCGCCGGCCAAAUCCAGGCACUGAAGCGACGCAUCCUCGAGAGCCAAGCAGCCAAGAACGGCGACAACCAGCCGUCGCCGGAGCCCCCGACCACCUACGUUGCGCUCGCGGCGCUACUGUGGACAUCCAUUGCCAGGGCAGUGGACCGCCACGCCGAUGACGCCGACGAGAUGUACUUCCAGUUCCCCGCGGACUGCCGCCGCCGCCUGCGCCUCGAGCCCGGCUUCUUCGGUAACUGCAUCAAGGUCUGCUACGCACGUGCAACGGCUGGCGAAAUCUGCGGCAAUGACGGCGACCACGCGCUCGCAUCCGCAGCGGCGGCGGUCCGGAGGGCGAUCCGCGAGCAAAAGGAGGAGGAGGACCCGCUGGGCGACGCCGACCGGUGGGUGGAGAUCAACCGGGGCGUCCCGCAGGAGAGGGUCGCGAAGCAUUGGUCGAACGACCGGUUCAUGGCGUACGAGGUGGACUUCGGGUGGGGGCAGCCGAGCCGGGUGGAGGUCGUGUCCGUGUUCAGCCAAGAGAUGGCGACGCUUAUCGGAGCGCGGGACGGCGCGGUGCAGGUCUCCGUCGCGCUAGACCGGGAGUGCAUGGACGGCUUCGAGGCCACCUUCCUGUCGCAGGUUUCAGCAUCCAUGAUCGAGCACCAGAUGAAGUCUCGUAUGUGAUGCUAGUACUUAUCUGAGUCUGUGUUGUUCGCGUGACGACGAUAGCUCGUGUUUGUGUCACCGAGGACUCGGUGCUUUCACUUUUCCUCUGUUUGUUUCGUGUGCAAUAAAUGUCAUCCUUCUCGGUGCUAGAAAUGUCUUUA
Lolium perenne is the source of this 1669-nucleotide messenger RNA. Lineage: Eukaryota; Viridiplantae; Streptophyta; Magnoliopsida; Poales; Poaceae. The record is from RefSeq and is a predicted model, not a curated record.